Molecule: messenger RNA, 1254 nt
Organism: Miscanthus lutarioriparius
Lineage: Eukaryota; Viridiplantae; Streptophyta; Magnoliopsida; Poales; Poaceae
Source: the annotation of a GenBank genome assembly
AUGAUUGGGAGCGCCAGGCCGCUCGCGGCGCCGCUGCAGCCGCCGUCCCCCGCCGGUCGCCGCCUCGCCCCAUUGUUCUGCGCCCCUGACUCCUCUCCAGCUCUCACCCGCGCCGUCGAGAGCCCAGGCCAGUCUCAGUCUGACGUCGCCCCGCCACCACGCCCGGAUGAGGUCGCCUCGUCCCUCGCGCGGCGAGCGAGCCCGCAGCUCAGUCGGUGGUCCCGCUUGCGGACGCUGCGGUCGAACCGCCGGCCUGGACUGGACCGCUCGGUGCUCUCCUCGGCCUCGUCCUCGGCCUCGGCGCCGCCGGUGACCAAGACGUCGCGGCCCGAGGACGCUGCGGUGGCGGUGGAGGAUGGCGAGGACGACGUCGUGUCGAACGGGAAGUCCAUCUACAUAGUGUCGGAUGGGACCGGGUGGACCGCGGAGCACUCGGUGAGCGCCGCGCUCGGACAGUUCGAGCACUGCUUCGUCGACCGCGGCUGUGCUGUCAACACCCACCUCUUCUCCAUGAUUAACGACAUGGAUCGAAUUCUUGAGGUAAUAAAGCAAGCAGCAAAGGAAGGGGCACUGGUUCUAUAUACCCUUGCUGAUCCUUCAAUGGCCGAGUCAGCUAAGAAGGCCUGCGAUUUCUGGGGUGUUCCAUCCACUGAUGUUCUUCGGCCUACUGUUGAAGCCAUUGCUUCUCAUAUGGGUGUUGCUCCAUCUGGAAUUCCACGAAGCUCUCCUAGUCGACCGUGUCAGCUAACAGAGGAUUACUUUCGACGGAUUGAUGCUAUCGAUUUUACCAUCAAACAAGAUGAUGGGGCACAGCCAGAGAACCUCAACCGUGCAGACAUUGUACUUGCCGGCGUUUCACGUACAGGGAAGACACCAUUGUCAAUAUAUCUAGCCCAAAAGGGAUACAAGGUAGCAAAUGUCCCAAUUGUGAUGGGAGUGAAUCUUCCAAAAUCCCUUUUUGAGAUCAGCCAAGACAAGAUUUUUGGAUUGACAAUAAACCCAGUGGUUCUUCAAGCAAUUAGAAAGACUAGGGCCAAAGCUCUAGGUUUUGGUGAUGGGCAGAGCAAUUAUGCUGAAAUGGAUCAUGUGAGGCAGGAACUGCUCCAUGCAAAUCAAAUUUUUGCUCAAAAUGCAAUGUGGCCAGUCAUUGCGGUCACUGGAAAAGCUAUAGAGGAAACAGCUGCUGUCGUUGUGAGGAUUUACCUUGACAGGAAACAGAAGUACUCCAUGCCACGCAUAUCAAAACGGUACUAG